AUGCUCCGCUGUGAUGAGGGGAUCGUGCGCGCCCUUUUCCACGAGCAUGGCGGCGACAAAUUGUCUGCUAUAGAUCUUCCGCGCGUCUUGGAUGCAUAUACGUCGACUCAUGGCUCGCCCCUUGUAACUGGCGACAUUGCGUCGCAAAUCACUUCGUUUGCACGUGAGAACAGCACGCUCAUCAUCGGCAUCGACGAGUUCCUUGGCAUGGUUCGCUCCCUGGAGCAGGAGACUGACUCUUCGAUCGACACAUCCAAUACCUCUUUGCUCUUUGAUGGCAAAGGGGACUCACCCUCUUCUCCCGACACCACUCUUGAUUCUACACCGUCCGAAAGUCCUGCAAAGCAUCGCAGCCCGUUCGCUCCUCGCACAGGCGCCUGCGUCCCGAUCUCCAGCUCUUCUCAACGCAUGUCUGCCUUGCUGCCUGUGACGCGCUCAGAUCCUGACGUCGCUUCCGUGUCUGCGCGAUCCGCCCUUAUUCGCAAACUCGCGCGUGUCAACGAGCAGCUAGAGCGGCUCCAAACCGAACAUCAGAUGCUCACUACUGAAAAGGAGCAUCGCUCUCAGGAAUGCUCUGCACUUCAACGUGAAGUCCACGCACUUCGUCGUGACCUCCGUCUCACUCGUGAUCAUGAACAUGCCCUGGAAGUUCGUGUGCACGAGCUGGAUGAAUCCGUUGUUCUUCUGCAGUCGGAGCGUGAUUCACAGGCAAAGAUCCUUCGGGAACUAGAUGCGCGCAUGCAGCAGCAGCUUGUGUCAUUUGCCGCUUUGGAGACUCAGGACUCGGAACAUGUUGUUCAGCUACGUUCCAUGCAAUCUACCUGUCAUGCCUAUUUGGCUGACAUCCAAAACCUAAGAGCUACCUGUGAUGCACAGCGUGAGGCCAUGUCCAGUCUCGAGAGUACUGUCGAUGCACUGGAGCGCGUUCAUACCGACGCGGAGCGUCUUCAGCAACAAGUCGAUGCUUCUCGUCAGGUUCACGAACAGCUCGAGCAGGAGCUCUCAGCUUUGCGCAAUGUCUCUGCACAGACAGGACCUGUCCUAGCCGAAGAUUUGGCCUUGUACGACCAAUAUUCACCGCUUUCAUCUUCGUCAGCGACAGACGAAGGCCUUGAGAGCCCGUCGGACUGCCGGUCUCAGAACCAUCCGGACAGUCCUUCAGAGAACCAAUUUGAGUGCGAAUCAGCAUGCCCACCGAAGAGCGGACCUGGUCAUGAACAGAAAGUUUGUGAUCAAGUGUUCCAGGGACAAUGCGAUCAUCUCGACGAGGCACUGGCAAACCCGCCCAAUGCCGCGCAAGUCUCGAGCGAGUCCCCCAGUGAAAUACAGCCGGGCAUUCCAGGACACGUCUCUGGGAACGUCGAACCCGACGAAAUUCAAUCAUUGACCCGUCAGGAUUCCUUACAUCUGAACGACCGAAUGCAGAAUGAUACUGACCAGAAGAUGUGCCGGCAUAAUGACGAUCUACCACUUGCACCAACACAUUCUUUCCAAGUUAUAACGACUCCUCCUCGACCUUCCUCACCUGCCAAGUCAUAUAAGCCUGUCUCGCUUGCCACAAAUGUAUCAACGCCAUGCACACCUAUGCCAUCAUCUCCAUCUCGAUCGAGCACUUCCGAGCCUGACUGUCCCGAUACUUGUGCUUCCCUCACGUCCAAGCGGUCCACAAGUUCGCUGCAAGAUGCUCUUUUGGGCGUAUCCUCCGUUCCAACAACUAUCACAGCCACUCAUUCCACUCCAUCACCUAAAGCUCUUGCGCCACCCGCAAGCCACCACACUCACCGUCCAUUUAUCGUCUCAGCCAUCCUCGUACACUUAUUUCUGCUCCUCGUUGGCAUGUGGCUUGGGUUGUGGUUGUACGAUUUUGUAUAUCGAGCUACACCCUCUUUACUCUACGACCGAUUCAUGCAUCAAAGCUGGAUCGAGGCCAACAUGCUUUACGAUUCACUCGACACGCCACCUUCAAUCCAUGCAUGGCUCGAGCACUACCUAACCAGAUUCAGCUAG
This is a messenger RNA of Malassezia globosa CBS 7966, 2007 nucleotides long. RefSeq lists its product as uncharacterized. The transcript has a single exon. The record is from RefSeq and is a predicted model, not a curated record. NCBI's taxonomy places the organism in Eukaryota, Fungi, Basidiomycota, Malasseziomycetes, Malasseziales, Malasseziaceae. Bases 1 to 2007 code for a protein of 668 amino acids.